Molecule: messenger RNA, 3094 nt
Organism: Tachyglossus aculeatus (Australian echidna)
Lineage: Eukaryota; Metazoa; Chordata; Mammalia; Monotremata; Tachyglossidae
Gene: FAM194C
Product: chromosome X1 C3orf20 homolog
Exons: 19
Coding region: 132-2966 (944 amino acids)
Source: RefSeq, a predicted model, not a curated record
AAACUUGUGCUUUCAUUGUCUUGGUAAAAUAUAAAACAGCAUUCUAGAUGAGAAGUGUGAUGACAAAGUUACAACACACACUCGCGGUUUUAGAAGUUCCACCCUAAAGAAGACAGGCUAAAACUCAGAAAAUGUUGAGCGAGGAAGCAUCCAUAGAUCUAGAAGAGAAAGAAGAUCCAGAGCCCGAAAGCUACGAGUCAUGCGAAGAGGAGCAAGUCCUGUAUGCAGCCAAGGUGCGCCUAUCAAAGCUGGAAUCAUCAAACUUGACUUGCAGUGUGAAUAACCCCGAGUUGUAUGAGCAAUACAAAGCAAUGGCGCCCAAACUGCUGGCAGAGCUCUCCUGCCUACUGGCAAUGUGCCGAAGACUUGGCAAGCGUGUGCCGCAGGGCAUCAAAAAUGUCUUUGAGUUUACAUGGGAGGAACUCAGUAUGCUGCCUCCUAGAACCCCACCUUCUAACUCCUUCAUUCCAGUCAUCAGUCUGGGACCUGCCUUACAGUACUCACCCUCGCUUUCUUCGGUUGGCCUAACCAAAAAAGUGGAAACCGUGAGUUCAGCAUCCAGUCCUACCAAUUCUGCCCCCUACUCCGAAAAUCAAGAGCUCCUCUUUAAAUUCCAGCAGGGAGCUAUCAAUUUGCUGACUGAACUCCUCACGUUGAAACUGAAGGCCUUGGUUGAGCCUGCAGCCGGUCCUAGUGCCAAGGAUAUUACCAGACGAUUUAUUCAGGCGACUCAAAUCCUGAAUUUGAGGAAGAAGACAGAGGAACACAGGUUGUCUACAGUCAGAAAAAAAGGGUCCCAUUUUAGUAUCCUCUCUUCACCUCAUGGCCCAUCUCACCUUAUCUAUCAGACCUCUUCAACCUGCUUGAGCGUUACCCUCUCCUCGAAGGGAAAGAAGAAGAAAUCAUCAGUUGGUGACUCUCACUGGGCAUCCAACUUGGGAGAAAUCUGGCAUUUCUCUUCCAUUUCGUUUAAGCCUCCAAUUAACCUACCCAAUACCGAAAACUUGCAAUGUACCGAUCCUUGCCCCGAGGCCCGGAAAAUGCUGCAGGAGAUGUGUCAGAAAAUAGAGAAAGAGAAGGCUUCAUUAAAUCAGAAGAGCUUCCCCAAGCCUGUGAUUCUGCAAAACUAUUUUCAACACAUGCCUCUGAGGAAACAUUCAGUUCCCAAAGAGGAACAUAAUGUAUCUGUGGACCUGAAGACAUUAAGGAGCCUCAAGUUCUAUUACAGCUUCUCUGAUGGAACCACGUUUGUUUAUUAUCCUUCAGGAAACGUGGCUGUGAGUCAAAUUCCUACCUGCUGCUCAGGGAGAUUGAUCACCUUCAUAUAUGAAGAUGCUCCAAGCUUUGCUCUUUUAGCUGUCUUCACAUCGGAAGGCCUGGCAAAUGUCCAGUACAGUUUCACAGAUCAGCCGAUUUUCUAUCCACGAGACAGUACUUCUUCUCAAGGUUCACAGCUUCUCAUGGUCCAUGGCUCCAUCCCCACCAACAACAGCUUUCCAUUUGCGGUGAUGAUGGAUUUCGAAGGAGGGACUGCAAGGGAUAGUUAUGGACAAGUGACCCACUCAUGGAACUGGGCUUCCAAAAUGCACACUUUGCAGACUUUGAAGUUUCAGCUGAAUGAACAGCUGACGCUGAGAGUCCUCAAUCAAAAAAGCAUGACUCUGACCUUUAAGUGCCUGGGAGAAUCUGUGACUCUGUCUUUGUCAGCAACAGAUUGCCCUCACGGAGUCUCUCUGGAAAAGCAGGUCCUUAUAAGAAACAGAAGCUUUGAAAUAAAAAAUAAUCUACUGAACCGAACACUGACAGCAGUUAAGAAGCAGUUUCAGAAGACAUUGAAGCAAUUUAUAAAUUGUAUUUUGAAGGCUGCAGGUCUCCUCACCAUAAAAUAUCCAGUGAAGGAUGAAAUUGACCUAAGCAAGUUCAAGAAGAAAGAAGUGUCACAUCUGGAAUGGGCCCGUAGGAAACCCUACUUCCCAGGGUUUUUACCGUCAAGGCCCGAAAUCCCUGUUGAGCCCUCAGCUCUCCAAAGCCCUGUCAGGAAGAAAAGCCUCUCACCCCAGCCCCAGCUCAGAGCCAGUUCAAAUAUCUUGCCCAUCUUGGAAAAGGCCACCAUCCCUACCCAGGCAGCGUCUUCAGACUGCCCUGUAGUGCUCCGGAAGAUCAUACGCAAAGAGGAUAUCAGUUCAGGCUGCAAGUGUUUAGUGAAAAUGCCUAUUAUCACUGACUUGGAGUUUGAGAAGUUUAUCUCAGCCCCCAGGGAGUCCAGCCAAAUCUUGGUGAUCUGUGUGCUGGCUUCCCAGAAACCUGCUUAUUCAUUAGCAUUGGAGUUGAUUUUCGAAGACCUGUAUGUUUCAACACAGUUUGGGCGUUCCUCCCCCUGUAUUCAGAGCAAACAUGACCCUUACCGCCUGUUGAAAUAUGACUUGGACAACCAACUGGAAGAUAAGCCACCACUGUUGUUACAGAAGCAUGCAGUAGUCCCUGGGAUGGUUUUGAUCUUUGCUAAUGGGAAGCUCCUCUUUGGAAGUAACAUUUUGAACGGAUAUGGCUGGAGCAAGAAGCACCUGCUUAAACAGAUUGCCCGGUCCCGCCAGGAUUGCCAAAUGGGUCGCUACCUUCCUGACGGAUUCAAUUUUAGCACCCUUUCCCCAUUUAUGCAGCGCUAUGAUAAAUGGAAAAGCCUCAGAGGAAUCAAACCAAUUUCAGAUCAGCAUUCUACAGUCGACCAGGAGAGGCCUUUAGCCAUUGGGUGGAGCAAGUCUUCCUUGGGACCUAUGGAACAGAGUUUAAGUCUAAGAAAAAUGAGCAUGCUGAAGGAGCUGGAAGCCCAACCCAAGUGCCUUCCAGAAUCUCCUCAGGAGCUUCCAGCAGAGAUCUCCUUCCAGUCUGUUCCCCAGAAGAAGAAACAAGCUCAUAAAAAGUCAGGAAAACCUCGAAAGAAAAAAGUACGGACAAAGAAAUCCUAAGACCACCACCAGUGGAAAGAGCUGUUUCAUCAGCUCUCCCCUCCUUUAUCAUCAGUGUUGGUUGGAUGAAAUUCGAAAUAGUGCAGUUGUAAUUUUUGACAGCUGUUAGCAAUAAACUCGCGCUCAUA